This is a messenger RNA of Mya arenaria, 1092 nucleotides long. RefSeq names its product interferon-inducible GTPase 1-like. Lineage: Eukaryota; Metazoa; Mollusca; Bivalvia; Myida; Myidae. The record is from RefSeq and is a predicted model, not a curated record. Bases 1 to 1092 code for a protein of 363 amino acids. Gene Ontology annotation, cellular component: membrane. Gene Ontology annotation, molecular function: GTP binding; GTPase activity. The transcript has a single exon.
AUGGACGAAUUUGGAAGUGCCGACAACUUGACGCCGGAUCAAAUCAUUGCAGAGCUCGACAAGAAACUCAAAGAAUGGAAUACUGUGCCUGUGAAUAUUGCGGUCGUAGGAAACACCGGAGUGGGAAAAUCCACAUUUGUCAACGCUUUCUUGGGCCUUAAACGUAAAGAUCCGAGGGCUGCUAAAGUCGGCGUUGUUGAAUGUACGAAAGAAAUAUCUAAAUACCCUCAUCCAAAUAACGAUAAACUUAUUUUCUGGGACGUUCCUGGUAUUGGCAGUCAAGCUUUUCCAGCGGAAACAUACCGUGAAAAAGUCAAUAUGAUAGAAUACGACUUUUUCGUCGUAAUGUCAUCUCAACGUUUUACCGAGAAUGAUGUUAAGCUGUCAAACAUGAUUAAGGAGAUGGGGAAGAACUUUUUCUUUGUCAGGUCCCAAGUUGAUGUCGAUAUUUAUAAACAGGCAAAGGAGAAUGAUCAAUCUCCUGAAGAUGUUGAAGAAUCAGUGAUGCGCACACUAAGAGAAGACAUCGAAUCAAGGCUCAAAAAACUCGGAAUGAACGAUCAAAAGCAUUUCCUGGUUGAUAAUUACAGUGUGGAUAAGUAUGACUUCGGUGAUUUGUUCGAUGCAACACAAUCUAGACUUGACGAAAUGCAAAAAACUGCGGUGGCGUUUUCUUGUACACACUUAACAUCUAAGUCUCUGAUUGAAAAAAGGGUUAAAAUUCUAAAAGAGAGAAUACCACUUAUUGCGACAAAAUGUGGUCUGGUUUUGUUAGAUUCAUCCCGCAAUGAGGUGGUAUAUGAUGAAGUAUGUAUGUACAGGACGCAGCUGGGGCUUGACAUCAAGCAAAAAUAUAUGCUUGCAUCGGGAAAAGAAAACACAUUGGUUAAAAGAAUCGUCAGACAAAUCGGCGGCACAGUUCAAGCACAGAGUAUUGCCUUUAUAUACAAGCUGUGUGCUCGAUUCAAAUCAAAUGUAAAAUAUGAACAAGCAAAAUGUCGACUUGAAAAAGAAUUGAAAAGCGCACAUGACGAAGCUACGGAAAACACGAGAAAGUUAUACACCUUGGUCGCGGGAAAGACAAAGUCGUAA